Chrysoperla carnea is the source of this 2597-nucleotide messenger RNA. Its product is annotated as TOX high mobility group box family member 3-like. The coding region runs from base 226 to 2385 and encodes 719 amino acids. The transcript is spliced from 10 exons. The record is from RefSeq and is a predicted model, not a curated record. Lineage: Eukaryota; Metazoa; Arthropoda; Insecta; Neuroptera; Chrysopidae. Gene Ontology annotation, molecular function: chromatin DNA binding. Gene Ontology annotation, biological process: regulation of transcription by RNA polymerase II. Gene Ontology annotation, cellular component: nucleus.
AGUGCCGUUGUUUAUUUUGAAACAGUUUCUGAGAGUUGAGAGUGAUUUUUUGCUUGAUUUUGUGUGUGAUUUUUUGUAUAUUUUCGUUUCAUUAAGUUUAAAUAUAUAUAUAAAUAAGUUUUCCCCGCUAGUGCGUGUAAUUUUAUCACUGCGACAAUCAGCGCACUGGAACAUCUCCGGCCCAUAGUGGCAUCAAUUAACACCUUAAUUGGUUCUUGUGAGAAUAUGGAGGCUACCUAUUGCGUAGGUACUGACGUUGAUGUAUGCCGUAUGUUCGACCAAUAUUUAUAUAAGAGAAACGAUUUGGAUUUAUCUUUAAGUAUUCCACACUCAUAUCACGCAGCUAACGGUUACAAUAUGAACGAUCAGACAUUUCAUACUCCUAGUUUUGGUGACGAAGAAUUUGACAUUCCACCAAUUAAUCCUCAUCAUCAACAACAUCAACAACAUCAACAGCAUCAACAACAUCAACAACAUAUACAACAUGAACAACAAAAUAUGCAAGCGUACCAACAGCAAACGAUAUCCAUGCAACAGAUGAACCCACCAGAGAGUAUGGGAAUGCAUGAUCCGUCCCAAGGUGGUUAUCAACAACCAUUAUAUUUAUCUGGACCACCAGAUCAUCAUCAAAUGGGUGGUGGUAUGAAUGUGAAUCAAGCGUACAAUAGUCCACCAAAUUCAUAUUCAAUGCCAAGUCCACAGCAUCAACAGAACUCUCAUUUAUUAAUGAUGCAACAACAACAAGAACAACAAAGACAGCAACAUGAGCAACAACAAAGGCAACAGCAAGAACAGCAAAGACAGCAACAGCAACAACAGCAUAAUAUGAUGAUGAGUGGACAUGGGCCACAACAACCUCAGCCACCCCAACCGCCUCCACCGCAUGCUCAAGGUGGUAUGCCACCAUAUGGACGAUCACCACAGCAUCCACAAGCUGCUGGACGUGGGAAUAGUCCUCCAGCAGCACAGCCUGGACAGGAACCAGCAACAACUAGUGAGGAUAGUGACGACAGUACUCCACAUAAUGCAAUUCAGAUGGCAAAUCUGAAACGACCGUCGCCAGAACCAGCAGACCCUGUCAAGGUCCAAAAGAAACCAAAAGUACAGAAAAAGAAAAAGAAACGUGAUCCAAAUGAACCACAAAAACCAGUAUCCGCGUAUGCAUUAUUUUUCCGUGAUACACAAGCUGCAAUAAAAGGGCAAAAUCCAAAUGCCAGUUUUGGUGAAGUAUCCAAAAUUGUUGCAUCCAUGUGGGAUGCUUUAGAUUCUGAGCACAAAAAUGUUUAUAAAAAGAAAACUGAAGCAGCCAAAAAAGAAUAUUUAAAGGCGUUAGCUGCAUAUAGAGCCAGUCUCGUAUCAAAGAGCGCUGGUGAACCAGAAAAUAUGUACGGAAAUUACGGUGGUGGUAAUUUCGGAAAUAAUCAACAAUACAGCGGUUAUUCUCCACAAAAUGCUCUACCAUCUCCACCAAUGGGUGGUGCACCAACUCCACCAGCUCAACAGCAACAAGCGCCACCACCACAACAACAACAAAAACAACCACCUCCACAACAGCAAGCACCACCCCAAUCACCCCAACAAUCCCAACAACAGCAACAACAACAACAACAACAGCAGCAGCAGCAACAACAACAACAAAUGAGUGGUCAAAUGCAAAAGCCACCACAGAUGAUGAUGAUGAAUGGGCAACAAGGACAACCACCAGUAAAUCAUCCUGGUAUGAUGGGUUCACCAAUGGGCGGACCAAUGGGUGGAGGUCAUAUGGGUGGGGGGCAUAUGCAAGGACCACCACCGCAUAUGCAACAGCCACAAUACAUGCAACAUCAACAGGUGAACCAUCCCGUACAAGUGCCAGUGCCCUCUCAUAUGCAACAUUUGAGCCCCCCUCGCAGCGCUGAACAUAUGGUACCGAGUUCACCUCCUGUUUCAGCUCCCAACGCACAACAAUCGCCACAACACGCCAUCACCUCACCAACAGGACAUGCAGCAGGCGGCACCACGCAUGUCACACACCCCUCCCAAACAUCAUCCAUACAACAACAAUCAUCACACGGUCAACAACAACCACAGUCCCAACAAUCUAACGGCGGGGGGUCUACCACCCCACAACAACAACAGUCUAUGGGGGGACACCAACCAACACAACAGCAGAGUAUUGUGGGACAACAACAACAGCAGCAGCCCACCAGUGGUGCACCCCGGCCCACCAACACCUGCAUACGGCACGGCUGCUCCAACACUGCCAUCUCCAACUCAGAGUGGCAGGACGAAUAUUGCAGCAAUGAAUGUGUCGUCAGCCACUGCAGGUACUCCUUCAUGGAUGUAUUCAGCACCUGGGUGGCAUCCAAUCAGAACCAAUCUCAAAACUUCUCCACCGUAAAAUAAAUAAAUAAAUUAAAUAAAUAAAUCUAUAUAUAUCAGCAUAAUACAAUAAUUAAUUAGACAUUUAAAGAAAAUUAAAAUAAUAAUUUAUAAGUAAAAAAAAACUUAAUAGCUCCUUUUCCAAGAUGGAGCUAUAAUGUAUAAUGAUGAGUUUUGACACACACAUAAUACAUAACCUAUUAUAUUUAAAGAAAAAACAAACAAAAGAAUAAAAG